Molecule: messenger RNA, 1518 nt
Organism: Ruditapes philippinarum (Manila clam)
Lineage: Eukaryota; Metazoa; Mollusca; Bivalvia; Venerida; Veneridae
Exons: 6
Coding region: 1-1518 (505 amino acids)
Source: RefSeq, a predicted model, not a curated record
AUGGUUACAGUAGGAAACGAACGUUAUCUACGGUCUGUCUUAUAUUUAUCAGAUAGUGGAUCUUACAUAACUAAGGAAGUUAUACAACGAGAACUCAAAAGGAAAGAUUGCACUUUAGAUGAGCUAUUAAAUGACACAAGAUAUAAAAAGAAAGUGGAAAGUGAGUUUAGAAAUAAAAUGCAACAAGACAUUUUAUAUCCUGCCAGUGGCAAAACUGAUAUAAAGAAAUGGGACAUUCAGAUGCUAUCUGGGGUUAUUAUGAUUUUAUUUGGACAAGAUUUGCAACCCAAAGAAAGGACAAGCAUAAGAGAAAUUAAGCGGCGGAGAAUUGUGUUAGCACACAGUUCUUCGGCAGAAUUUUGUGAGGAAGAUUACAAUAACUUUGUUGAAGAGCUAGAUGAUGCUAUUACAACGAUUGCAUCUGAUUUUGAGGAUAGUAUACAAGAAAAAUGUAGAGAAACAGUUGAUAAAUACAAAACGUGUCCUUUGGAAGUGAAGACUUCAAUUGAAAAUUUAAAAUGUUUAAAUGUCUCGGAGCCAUUGAUAAGUAAGAUAUUAGACAGCAUUGGGUCGUCAGAGAAGAAUCUUUCUGAUUCUAUUAAGAAAAGCGAAAUAAAUAUACGAUCCGAUAUCCAAGGAAUUGAUUCAAAAGUAAACUUAGUUUUAGAACAGCUGGAGAAAAAAAUGGCUGCUGAACCUUUCAAAAAAAUAAGAAUGAUUGUAAAUACAAGACUGACAUUUAGCGGGAACGAAGAACCAAUAGUCGAUCUCGCAGACAAAAUAGUUUUUAAGGUAAUCAAUAGAGCCAUUGCAAAGGUUAAAAAUACAGAGAAUAUGGUGGAAAUUGAGCGUGCGGUUGAUGAUAUCCUAAAACACCUUGAUGAAAUGGAAGGAGUAGAAGUUAUGUCAACUACACCCGAAUGCAUCAUCAUAAGUCUCCAAUGUGACACUUAUAGAAGUGUUUAUGAAGCACUAAAGUAUACGACUAGCGAACAGUAUCAAAAGCAACUGAAUAGUUUAGCAGAGGCUGUGGAUUUGUACAUAAAAUGUGCAAAACCAUUUACAGCUUACUCCGAAAUAACGACGGAAUGCUUGCAGGAUAUUGAAAACAAGAUUGAAACAGAAACAGAUAAGGACGAAGAAUCGAAACAUGACGAAGAUGAAGAAUGCUUGGUCAGCGGGGAUCCUCAUUUUACAGAUACUGUUCAUUCUCAUGCAGACGUGGACAGUGAUACAGUACAAGAUAACGAAGCACAUUUUUUUAAGUUAUCUAUAUGUGAUUAUACUGAUGAUGGUUAUGAUGACCAGAACUAUGCUGAUUGCAAUGAUGUAAAUUAUGUUGAUUAUGGUGAUGAUGAACAGAAGUAUGUUGAUUGUGAUGAUGAUUAUAUUAAUGAUUGUGAUGAUGAGCAGAAGAAGUAUUCAGAAGCAGAAGUAUUUGAUAGGUAUGAGGAUAAAUGUAUUGAAGAUGGUGAUGAUGAGCAGAAGUAUGUUGAUUGUGAUGAUGAUGAUGAUUAA